AUGGCGGACGCGCCGCCCGAAUUUAUCGAGCUCAACGUGGGCGGCGUGCAUUACGCCACUACACGCGAUACGAUCCUCCGCGAACCCGACUCGCUGCCCGCCGUCGCGCUGCAAGACCCUGAACAUCCGCGGGACGCUCGCGGACGAAUUUUUUUUGAUCGAGACGGUGUUCUCUUCCGUUAUGUUUUGGAUUAUCUCCGAGACGGGAGUCUUGUACUUCCAGAAUGCUUUCGGGAACAUAAGCGAUUAACACGAGAAGCAAAGCAUUACAGACUUGCGGGACUAGAAAAUGCAGUACGGGAUGCAGAUCCUCGUCCCCCCAAUCGUGAGCGAGGAUGCAUCACAGUCGGCUACCGAGGCAGUUUCGCAUUUGGUCGGGACGGUCUCGCCGAUGUUAAAUUUCGCAAAUUAUCUCGUAUCCUUGUUUGUGGGAAGGUGAACCUUUGCCGUGAUGUAUUUGGGGACACACUCAACGAGUCUCGGGAUCCGGAUCAUGGGCUGGCAGACAGGUAUACAUCUCGUUUCUUCCUAAAGCACUCGUUUAUUGAGCAAGCCUUUGAUAUGCUGCAAGAGAACGGCUUCAAGCUGACUGCCAGUUGUGGCAGCGGCACAGCUGGUGGAGUUGCUGAAUUAAAACCUGGUAUGGAUUCAGAAGAAAAUCGUUGGAAUCAUUACAAUGAGUUUGUAUUCGUACGUGAAUAA
Arctia plantaginis is the source of this 702-nucleotide messenger RNA. The record is from the annotation of a GenBank genome assembly. NCBI's taxonomy places the organism in Eukaryota, Metazoa, Arthropoda, Insecta, Lepidoptera, Erebidae.